Fusarium fujikuroi IMI 58289 is the source of this 1626-nucleotide messenger RNA. RefSeq lists its product as uncharacterized. Bases 1 to 1626 code for a protein of 541 amino acids. The transcript has a single exon. NCBI's taxonomy places the organism in Eukaryota, Fungi, Ascomycota, Sordariomycetes, Hypocreales, Nectriaceae. The record is from RefSeq and is a predicted model, not a curated record.
AUGAGAAUCGAACAACUCUUCAGCAAGUUGGAGUCUAAAACUAGCAUCAUCUUCGCCAAAAUCAGUUCGGCCGUGACCGAAGGUCUCGACCACAUCGACAUCUUUGAGAAGGAUAUCCAUAUCCUCUUCAAGUUCAUGAACAUUUCCAUGAGGCGUUCUAAGCAGUAUAAAGAUGAGAUCAAUAAUCCUCACCGCGAGAACGACUUCAUGUUUCAACGCCUGCUUGAAGCCUCAACAGAUAGUGGCCGAUCAGGAGAGCCGACUCAAUUUUGGCUCGAGCACCUGCUCUACCUUCUGGAAACUGACCACGAGGACCUCCUCAAGGAUGCUGCAAAAACCGACAAAAUGGGGCCUGAAGGCACGUACAAACACUUCGUGGAGAAAUACGCUCUACAGAUUUGGAGAGCAGCCGAUGGUUACGAGUUCUUCCUCAACGAAAGACUAAUCGACUUUGAAGGCGAUACUCAAUCCGUGCUAGGAACAGAAAUAAAAGGAACACGGAUGCAACUCAUAUGGAUGACUACGGAAGACGUGAUUCAUCUAAUACUUCCAAUUAGCCCGGAAGUGGCUGUUGUUUUUUGUAAUGAGUCACGCUGCUGGGAGUCCCCUUUCGCUGACAUCAUGCAUCGACUCAAAAAGCCGUACCCUCAGAAUAGCCUGUUGUCAAAGGCACCACACAAGGAUAUCAUAGAUGUCUCUGUACCAAGUACGAAGAGGGGCAAGAAGCUCUGGCCCGCAACAGUGGCGUGGCGGGUAAAUAUUGGUACGCUGACCCGACCGCAUCAUCGGAUCAUUGCGUCAUACUCUCUUAGUCACGCUAAGUCAGUUAUCAUUGUCCGAAACAGAGCACGAUUCGAGAGAGCAAGAAGAGAAUUGGAGAUGUUCAAUGCGGAGAGAAUGGAGUGGUGGCAGAGCAAUGGUAUUCGGUCUGGGUACCCUGAUGACGGGCGACAGUGCACAGAUCCAACAACGGACCAGAUGGACAGAAUAGUAGAUGAACACAUGGCUGCGCUCGAUGAAGUUCUCAAAAUCAUCGAGAAAAAUGACGACAGACUACAGAGGACGAAGGAAAACGCGCUCAAGUCAUGGCUAGCAAUCUGCACGUGCGAUGCGAUUAGGAUUUCUUCAUCGACAUUGGAUGACAGGUCUUCUUAUUUUAACAUUAUGCACCCGGCUCUUAAAUCAGCCUUUGAAGCAGCCUACCCCCCAAAACAUCCAGAACAUAGGGAUCUUGUUACUAUCGACUUUGGCGAAUUCUUUGAUCAUGCCAUAGGCGAUGAGACAUUUGCUCAACUGUCUGUCGAGAUCGAAAAGAAGAUCAGGGAAUUGGUCCACUCAAGCACCUUUCGGUCUCACUUUGAAACCUUGAAGGAGUCCUACUUACCCACUGCAAAUGCCUUUUUCGAAGAACACAAUAGUGAUCUCAGCGAACGGUCUGUUACCCAGGAAGAUAUGUUUAAUUCUCCGUCUUUUCGUUCGGUUUACAGGGCAGCCCAGGGUUUUGAUGUCCUUAAGUGGAUGUUCGAGGAGCGGCAAGAUAUCUUAGCAACUUUCAUAAACAAGAUUGCGGUGCCUAUGGAAGCCAUGCAGCCCCGAGUUGUUCGGAUGCGUGCAAGGCGAGAAUAA